CUUCCUCUUCCUCUUCCUCUUCCUCUUCCUCUACUCUUCAUUCUUCUCUUCUUUUCCCCUCUCCACUCUUCUUCCUCCCUCUCCUGAUCAGCCUGUCCUUCCUUCCUCUUCUCAUCCCUCUACCUCCCUCACAAUGGCUGCUUCAGCCCUCUUAAGAAGCCGUGUCCGCCGGCCUUCCUACCUCAACCGGUUGGCCAAGGCUGAAGAUCUCAUCGACCUUUUCCCCAAUGGAUCGUAUAUCGGCUGGUCCGGAUUCACGGGGGUGGGUUAUCCCAAGAAAGUUCCCACGGCGCUGGCCGACCACGUUGAGAAAAACAAGUUGGAGGGACAGCUAAAAUACACCCUGUUUGUCGGCGCUUCUUCCGGCGCGGAAACAGAGAACCGCUGGGCUAAAUUGAACAUGAUUGAUCGCCGGAGCCCUCACCAGGUCGGCAAGGAGAUUGCCAAGGGUAUCAACAAUGGUCAGAUCAACUUCUUCGACAAGCAUCUGAGCAUGUUCCCGUCGGAUCUGGUCUACGGUUGGUACACAAUGAACAAGCCCAAGAACCGCUUGGAUGUCGCGGUUAUUGAGGCAUCUGCCAUCACGGAGGAUGGUGGCAUCAUCCCCGGUGCUUCCGUCGGUGCAUCUCCGGAGCUGAUCCAGAUGGCCGAUAAGAUCAUCAUUGAAGUCAACACUGCUAGCCCGUCAUUUGAGGGUCUGCAUGAUAUUGUCAUGUCGGACAAGCCGCCCCUCCGCAAGCCCUACCUGAUCAUGCAGCCCGAGGACCGUAUCGGUACUCCCCACAUCCCGGUUGACCCUGAGAAGGUCGUGGCCAUUGUGGAGUCCGACUAUCCCGAUCAGACGCAGCCCAACGCCCCCGAGGAUGAGGGCUCCCAGGCCAUUGCCAGCAACCUGAUUGAGUUCCUGAAGCACGAGGUCAAGCACGGCCGCCUGCCUGAGAACCUGCUGCCCAUCCAGUCCGGCAUUGGAAACAUUGCCAACGCGGUCAUUGGUGGUCUGAGCAAGGGUGGUGCCGACUUCACCAACCUCAAGGUGUGGACGGAGGUGCUCCAGGACUCGUUCCUGGACCUGUUCGACAGUGGCAACCUGGACUUUGCCACGGCCACCUCCAUCCGCUUCUCUCCGGAUGGCUUCAAGCGCUUCUACGACAACUGGGAGCGUUACGCCGGUAAGCUCCUCCUGCGCCCGCAGCAGGUCUCCAACUCGCCCGAAAUCAUCCGUCGUUUGGGCUGCAUCGGUAUGAACACUCCGGUGGAGGUGGAUAUCUAUGCCCACGCCAACAGCACCUGUGUCAUGGGCUCUCGCAUGCUUAACGGACUGGGUGGAUCUGCCGACUUCCUGCGCAGCUCCAAGUACAGUAUCAUGCACACCCCCAGUACCCGGCCCAGCAAGGUCGACCCGACCGGUGUCAGCUGCAUUGUUCCCAUGUGUACCCACGUUGACCAGACCGAGCACGAUCUCGACGUGGUUGUGACUGAGCAGGGUCUGGCCGACGUGCGUGGUCUUGCUCCUCGUGAGCGUGCCCGGGUGAUCAUCGACAAGUGCUCUCACCCCGACUACAAGCCCAUCCUGCAGGACUACAUGGACCGGGCUGAGUUUGAGUGCCUGAAGAAGGGCAUGGGCCAUGAGCCUCACCUGCUGUUCCAGGCGUUCAAGAUGCACCAGAACUUGCAGGAGAAGGGCACGAUGAAGAUUACCAGCUGGGAGUAAAGAUAAAGAGAAAGGAAGAGUAGAGAUAUGAGUUAUGUACAGAGGCGUAUUUGUUUGCCAUACUACUAGGUAUCUAUUUCUGCUGGCUUGGAGUAGAGUGUACAGUUGGUUGCAAAAUAGUUAACUGAUAAUAAGUGACAAUUUUCAUUCAAA
This is a messenger RNA of Aspergillus welwitschiae, 1864 nucleotides long. RefSeq names its product acetyl-CoA hydrolase ACH1 (gene coaT). NCBI's taxonomy places the organism in Eukaryota, Fungi, Ascomycota, Eurotiomycetes, Eurotiales, Aspergillaceae. Gene Ontology annotation, biological process: acetate metabolic process. The record is from RefSeq and is a predicted model, not a curated record. The transcript has 4 exons. Gene Ontology annotation, cellular component: mitochondrion. The coding region runs from base 134 to 1711 and encodes 525 amino acids. Gene Ontology annotation, molecular function: acetate CoA-transferase activity; acetyl-CoA hydrolase activity.